AAUAAUACAUGCAUGUGCCAUUGAAACUAUUGAAUUCAAUAGACUAUUCAGGGAGGCAACUCUAUUAAAUAGAGCGAUCGGAGAAAUCUUGAAACAUGUCAACAGACAAGGUGAAGAUAGGCAUCAUAGGAGGAUCUGGACUGUCCAAUCCAGAAAUCCUGAAGAACGGAAAGGAAGUGUCCGUGGACACUCCGUACGGAAAGCCCUCUGAUGCUUUGAUCUGCGGUGAAAUAGAAGGAGUAGCCUGUGUUCUUCUCUCCAGACAUGGGCGUGGCCACAAGAUAAACCCGACCAAUGUGAAUUACCGUGCCAACCUGUGGGCCCUCCACCAGGUGGGCUGUACCCACCUCCUGGUGACCACCGCGUGUGGCUCCCUACAGCCGGACAUGCACCCCGCAGACAUUGUGGUCAUUGACCAGUUCAUUGACAGAACACAGAAACGCCAGCAGACAUUCUUUGAUGGUGAGCCAACAUCUCCCCCCGGGAUUUGCCAUCUACCAAUGGCCGAGCCUUUCUGUCCCAGAUCAAGAAAGAUUUUAUACAACUGUGCCAAAGAGCUCGGUAUAUCCUGCCAUGAGAAGGGGACCAUGUUGACAAUAGAGGGUCCACGCUUCUCCUCCCGUGCCGAGAGCAAGCUGUGGAACUCCUGGGGGGCACACUGCAUCAACAUGACAACAGUACCCGAGGUGAUCCUGGCCAAGGAGUUAGGAUUGUGUUACGCAGCACUCGCCCUGGUAACAGACUACGACAGCUGGAAGGAUGACGAGGAAGCGGUGAAUGUAGAGAAUGUGAUGAAGACAUUCCAGACGAACGCUGCCAAUGCCACAGCUGUGAUUCUGAAGGCGAUCCCACAGAUCGUCAAGGAGGACUGGGCAGCUACCAUAGAAGAAAACAAGUAUUGGCAAUGUUCAAAGAACUUUGAGAGAGCCUUGCUUCAUUAUUUGAAUGAAUUGUUUUUGGAGCUUGUAAUCAUGGUGAUGAUAGGGAUCAUAGGAGGGUCGGGAAUGUCCAAUCCAGAAAUCCUGAAAAAUGGAAAAGAGGUGUCCUUAGACACGCCAUACGGAAAGCCCUCCGAUGCUUUGAUCUGCGGUGAAAUAGAAGGGGUACCCUGUAUUCUCCUAUCCAGACAUGGGCGUGGUCACAAGAUAAACCCGACCAACGUGAAUUACCGUGCCAAUCUCUGGGCCCUCCACCAGGUGGGCUGUACCCACCUCCUGGUUACCACCGCAUGUGGCUCCCUACAGCCAGACAUGCACCCCGCGGACAUUGUGGUCAUCGACCAAUUCAUUGACAGAACUCAGAAACGAGAGCAGACAUUUUUUGAUGGGAAACCAAUAUCUCCUCUAGGCCUUUGUCAUAUACCAAUGGCGGAGCCGUUUUGUCCCAGAACUAGAAAGAUUUUAUACAACUGUGCAAAAGAGCUCGGUAUAUCUUGCCAUGAGAAGGGAACCAUCUUAACAAUAGAGGGUCCACGCUUCUCCUCCCGGGCCGAGAGCAAGCUGUGGAACUCAUGGGGGGCACACUGCAUCAACAUGACAACAGUACCCGAGGUGAUCCUGGCCAAGGAGCUAGGAUUGUGUUAUGCAGCACUCGCCCUGGUAACAGACUACGACAGCUGGAAGGAUGACGAGGAAGCGGUGAAUGUACAAAAUGUGAGAAAAACGUUCCAGACGAACGCCGCCAACGCCACGGCCGUGAUCCUGAGGGCGAUCCCACAGAUCGUCAAGGAGGACUGGGCAGCUACAAUAGAAGAAAACAAGAAAUUUGUCAAGAUGAAUACGCUUCUUCCCCAUUGCAACUAGAAGUCAAAGAAUUGGUGGUGCAUUUAUGUUUUGUUUAUGUCAAAAUUAGCCGCAAAGCUGGUACUCGUGCACAUAAUGAAAUGGUGUG
This is a messenger RNA of Magallana angulata, 1890 nucleotides long. RefSeq lists its product as uncharacterized. The record is from RefSeq and is a predicted model, not a curated record. Gene Ontology annotation, cellular component: cytosol. Gene Ontology annotation, biological process: nucleoside metabolic process. The coding region runs from base 96 to 1802 and encodes 568 amino acids. The transcript has 17 exons. Gene Ontology annotation, molecular function: S-methyl-5-thioadenosine phosphorylase activity. Lineage: Eukaryota; Metazoa; Mollusca; Bivalvia; Ostreida; Ostreidae.